AUGUCCCUCGCUAGCCAGGCAAAGGACGUUACAUUUGACUCGAUUCCGAUCGUAGACCUGGGGAACCUCGAUAAAGUUGCCCUCGCCCGCGAGGUACGCACAGCGUGCAUCGAGGUCGGCUUCUUCUACGUCAAGAACCAUGGAAUACCCGGCCAAAUCGUAUCUAACGUCACCAGCUCAAUAGCGCGUUACUUUGCCCUCCCUUCGGAAACCAAGAUGAAGCUUCAUCACAAGACUACACCCAACUUCAAAGGCUACUCUCCUCUCCUCGACGCAAACAUCGACCCGACCAACAACGGAGACAACCACGAAGGCUACGAGCUUGGCUGGGAAGCGCUCACCCCACCCAACGGCAACAGCCUAGAUGAAAAGCGACUGAACGAUGGCGAAAUGUCCGGCGCGAACGUCUGGCCCUCCGAGGCGGAUUGGGGUACCCCUGAGGAAGCGAAAAGGUUCAGGGAGGAUAUGCUGGCGUACUAUCACGAAGCCGUACGCGUUGGUCGGCAUCUAUUCCCAUUGUUCGCACUCGCGCUUGAGCUCGAAGAGAGGUACUUCGACGAUAAGACACGUAACUCGGCUGCGAUCAUGCGUGCACUCCACUACCCACCGCAGACGGGGCCCGUGGACGAUCGCACGGUUGGAAUCGGUGCUCAUACUGACUUCGAGUUCUUCACAAUCCUUUGGCAACAGCCCGGUAUCCAGGCUCUCCAGGUGCUUAACGCGUCUAAGCAGUGGGUAGACGCACCAUCAAUCGACGGAACGCUCGUGAUCAACCUCGGCGACCAGUUCGCCCGUUGGACGAAUGACGUAUUUAAGUCGACCGUCCACCGCGCCAUAAACCGCACCGGCGCAGAACGGUACUCCAUCCCGCUCUUCUUCGGGACGGACUACGAUGUCAACAUCGAGCCCAUUGAAAGCUGCGUCUCGUCCGACCGGCCGCCAAAGUACCCGCCCGUCACGGCCGGUGACUACGUUAAGCAGCGGUUGAGAGACAUGUACCAUAGUGAACAGUAGACCAAUGUGGACUUUGGAGUUAGGGUGGUUAGCUGUGCACAUUAUGGGUAUGGGGAUUAAUUGCGCCUACCUUGAGCUCCACUGUAUAGUAGAAUGGAAAUGAAUGGAUUGCAUAUCAG
Coniophora puteana RWD-64-598 SS2 is the source of this 1133-nucleotide messenger RNA. RefSeq names its product 2OG-Fe(II) oxygenase. Gene Ontology annotation, molecular function: dioxygenase activity. The record is from RefSeq and is a predicted model, not a curated record. Lineage: Eukaryota; Fungi; Basidiomycota; Agaricomycetes; Boletales; Coniophoraceae. Bases 1 to 1014 code for a protein of 337 amino acids. The transcript is spliced from 11 exons.